CUCCCGGCGAUAUGAAUGGCUUUAAGAGGGUUCAGAGUACGACUGAGAGCUGUCAAAAUGGCGUCGUCGUUCAGUAACGGCGGUGGCAGGGGGAUUCUGGCGGCCGGACUCUUUCGCAAUCACGUGGCCAUCGUGACGGGCGGGGGCACCGGCAUCGGCAAGGCUAUAGCUGCUGAGCUGCUGCAUCUCGGUAGUAAUGUAGUGAUUGCCUCUCGUAAAUUUGACAGAUUAAAAGCUGCAGCGACAGAGUUAGCUGCUGAAAUUCCCUCCACCAGUUCUGUCCAGGUGACUCCCAUACAAUGCAACAUUCGCAAAGAAGAAGAGGUAGAGGCACUGGUGAAAGCAACAUUAGAUCUUCAUGGUAGGAUAGAUUUUUUGGUCAACAAUGGAGGAGGGCAGUUUCCUAGCCCAUCUGAACUAAUAAACGCAAAAGGCUGGCAUGCUGUUAUUGAAACCAACUUGACUGGAACUUUCUAUUGCUGUAAAGCAGCAUACAAUGCUUGGAUGCGGGAUCAUGGAGGUGCCAUUGUCAAUAUUGUGGCUAAUAUGUGGAAAGGGAUGCCUGGCUUAUCGCACAGUGGAGCAGCAAGAGCUGCAGUUGAUAACCUGACCAAAAGUUUAGCCAUUGAGUGGGCAUGCAAUGGAGUGAGGAUUAACUCAGUUGCCCCGGGAAUUAUAUUUUCAGAAACUGCUGUUGCACACUACAAAGGUGGUGAAAAUUUGUUUAAAGACAAUAUUAAGAGGAUUCCUGCAAAGAGAUUAGGACUUCCUGAAGAGGUAUCAGCUUUGGUGUGUUUUCUGCUUUCACCAGCUGCCUCCUUUAUAACAGGAGAAACUGUGAAGGUUGAUGGUGGACAAAGCCUAUACAGUUCCUUCUGGGACAUUCCAGAUCAUGACAGAUGGCCCCCAGCACCAGAUGGACAUAAUGCCAAAGCACUCAGAAGCAUGCUUUCAGGAAAACCUAAAUCAAAACUAUAAUUCAAAGAAAUGAGAUUUGUUCCCAUUUCAUUAGAAAAAAGUUAUUUUUCAAUAAUUAACUGCAAUUCUAAAAAAAGGUGCCUUAGAAUAAAAACACAUUUUUAAUGAAGUGUUAACGAACCUUUAGAACAUUCACUAAGCAUAAUUAUAUGGAACCAUAUUGUAUUAAGUCACAUUAUUGAACAAAUUCAUUGCCUGGUAAACAUUGGGUAAACUGUUCUGUCAACCUUUGCGUCCUGUUAGUGUAUUGCCUCUGUGAUCCAUGAAUAUUCUCUCAAGAAAAUGAAAUGGCUGUUUGUUAAAGCAUGGUAAAUUAAAUUCCUGUUACACAAGUUUGUUGAAGAAAGUGAAACAUCCAUUGCUCGCCUAUAUUGUAUCCAGAGCCCUACAAAUUAAAAUGUGAGAUUUUGACCUUACAUUUUUUUUGAUAGAAUGACAGAAUUUUGUGCAAGAUCCCGUCUGAUUUUGGCAAUCUCACAUUUUGGAUGGGAAGAUGCUGAAAUAACUGCAGGUGGAAUAUGACAGUUUGUUUUCCUGGACACUUUAAUGGCUUUGUGUUAAUAACUUUUGUCAUAAUAAUGAAAGUCAGAAUGGCUAACAUUUCAACGUAAAGAAAUAGGUAGUUUAUACCUAUGUUUCAUAGUUGCCUUUCAGCCAUGAACAGUGUGAGUCCUAAUUGCAUGCUAUACUCUGUCAGGUGAUGGACAGUUAAGAAAUUUGACUGAUUGAUAAAUAAAUAAAAAUAAAUAAAUAAAUACUUAUAUGUAUGCACAUAUGUCUUGGACACAGUACUGGAGACUUUGAUCUAACAUUAUCUCUCACCAAUGGUGGGUUACUGGUGGCGGCAUAAGGCUCCAGCUACCUGCCCUCUGUGCAUGCACGCGUCCACGAGUGAACUGGUAGCGAUGGGAUUUGAAACCCACUACUGUCUCUCAUCAUCAAUAAGAAACUGAAGUAUAGACAUUUUGCUUUAUCUUUUCAACACUUGGAUACUGCCAGCUGGAUUCAAACUCCCAUUUUUGAGUCAGAUUGCUGAGUUAAAAACUUUCUGAUUGCUCUGGAGAAAAUACAUCAAAAGAUCUUAUAAUGGCACUUUGAAUUUAUGGGCCAAUACUUCAAACACAUAAAUACCCAUAUUUAUUUGUGUUAUUUGACAAGAUGGUGUGGUGGUAUUGCUCAAUAUUGGAUUAUUUUAGAUCCACUCUCAGUGAUGAAGAUCAUUGGAGGACACUCUUUGUAAGACACUUUUGGAGAAAAGAUAGGAUAUACAUCACCCUCAUCAUCAUAAUCCAUUGCUGGGAUUGGGGUUUAGACUAACUAGGCAAUCAAAUCUAGUUAACACUGCAGAAUAAGAAUGGACGUGAAAUUAAGAGCCACGGUGGUACAGUGGUUAGAAUAAAGUAUUGCAGGCUAAUUCUGCCAACUGCCAGCAGUUCCUGACAGGUUCAAAAUUGACUCAGCCUUCCAUUUUUCCAAGGUCAGUAAAAUGAGGAGCCAGAUUGUUGAGUGCGAUAUGUUGACUCCGUAAACCAUUUAGAGAAGGCUGUAAAGCACUAUGAAGCAGUAUAUAAGUUUAAAUGCUAUUGCCAUUGCUAAAAGUAAGCAUACAUCAUGAAAAAUGCUCCUCAGACUAAUUUAAUUUCUUAUCUAUAUAUGCCUUUUUCUAAAGUAUACUGCCACCUAUCUCAUAUAUAUGAUUGGGUAGCUUACAACAAUUAAACAAUGAGAGACAGCAACUGAACAACACAACAAUUUAAAACAAUAAAAGACAAUACAAAAGAAUAUAAAAAUCAUAAAAAAUUAAUUUGUAGCCAAAGAAUCACAUCUGCCAAUAGAAUUCAAUAGAACCAUUAUGCUGACUCCAUCAAUUUCCUGCAUCCCCAUGCCUGUUAACAAAGCCACAUUUUCAGAGUCAUUCCAAAGACUAGUAGGGUCAGGCCAAUGUAAUUUCUCGAGGGAUGAUGUUCCACAAGAUGAGUGCCAUGCCAUGGUCUCUUCCUUGACCCUGGCUGAUGGAGCCCAGAACGUGCCUCUCCUGCUGGAUCUGAUGGGAUGGGUAGAUGUAAUGAGGCAGUCAUCCCCUUCCUUAACCCUUUCUUAAGUCUUGUAUCUGAAAUCUCAGUUGUAUGAAGAAACAUAGGUAUCUGAUGGAACUAAGACUUGUAGCAUAAUUUCGUGACACUUGUUAUUUUGGCACUAUUGUACUGUAAUUAGGAAUUGGAUGCCUAUGUGAAUAUUGAGCCCUGUUGCAUUACUUACAAAACAAAUCUUAUACUUGUUAAAAGCUUAGAUUUCUAUAAGAAAUAAAAGUUC
Messenger RNA from Ahaetulla prasina, 3291 nucleotides. RefSeq names its product peroxisomal trans-2-enoyl-CoA reductase (gene PECR). NCBI's taxonomy places the organism in Eukaryota, Metazoa, Chordata, Lepidosauria, Squamata, Colubridae. Gene Ontology annotation, molecular function: trans-2-enoyl-CoA reductase (NADPH) activity. Gene Ontology annotation, biological process: phytol metabolic process. The coding region runs from base 16 to 978 and encodes 320 amino acids. The transcript has 8 exons. Gene Ontology annotation, cellular component: peroxisome. The record is from RefSeq and is a predicted model, not a curated record.